This is a messenger RNA of Epinephelus fuscoguttatus (brown-marbled grouper), 8104 nucleotides long. RefSeq names its product centromere protein E (gene cenpe). Gene Ontology annotation, cellular component: microtubule. Gene Ontology annotation, biological process: mitotic cell cycle; microtubule-based movement. Gene Ontology annotation, molecular function: microtubule binding; ATP binding; plus-end-directed microtubule motor activity. Bases 119 to 8020 code for a protein of 2633 amino acids. The record is from RefSeq and is a predicted model, not a curated record. The transcript is spliced from 60 exons. Lineage: Eukaryota; Metazoa; Chordata; Actinopteri; Perciformes; Serranidae.
ACCAGAGCCGGAUCCCCAUUUGAAAACCUAGGAAAGGGAGUAACGUUAUUUCUGUGCUCGUGUUAGUUACGUUGCCAAUUUAAUGUUAGGUGGAUGACUAACGUUAUUGAAAAGAAAAAUGGCCGAAGAGUCGGCUGUUAAAGUGUGCAUUCGAAUCCGUCCGCUUAUUGCGAGGGAAGAAAGUGCUGAGUCGGAGGAUGCAGAGCCCGUCCACCUGUUUUGGAAAGCUGAUAAGAAAUCAGUUCAUCAGAUCGAUGAUGGGAAUUCCACUAAGAGCUUUAGUUUCGACCGAGUGUUCACUGCAGAAGAAACAACCAAUCAGCUGUACCACAACAUUGCAAAGCCUCUGGUUGUUUCCACUGUUGAGGGAUACAAUGGAACCAUAUUUGCUUACGGACAGACUUCUUCUGGAAAGACUUUUACGAUGAUGGGGUCUGACCGAUCACCUGGAGUGAUACCAUUGGCUGUGGAGGAUGUCUUCCAAACAAUUAAAAAUUGUCCAAAGAAGGAGUUCCUUCUCAGGGUUUCGUACAUGGAGAUCUACAAUGAAACAGUCACUGACCUGCUUGUGGACAGCUGGAAGAGGAAACCCCUGGAAGUCAGGGAGACAAUCAAUAAAAACAUCUAUGUGGCUGACCUAACCGAGGAACUCGUUACGUCUCCUGCACAAGCCCUGGCCUGGAUUCGGAAAGGAGAAAAGAACCGCCACUAUGGAAAGACAAAAAUGAACCAGCGAAGCAGUCGCUCCCACACCAUAUUCCGAAUGAUCCUGGAAAGUCGAGAAAGAAGCGACCCAGCAUCAGGAGAAAAUGCAGAUGGAGCCAUUAUUGUGUCUCAUUUGAAUUUAGUUGAUUUGGCUGGAUCAGAGAGAGCAAGUCAAACAGGAGCUGAAGGCACACGUUUCAAAGAAGGUUGCAAUAUCAAUCGCAGUCUCUUCACACUCGGCCAAGUGAUCAAGAAAUUGACAGAUGAAAGCCAGAAGGGUUUCACCAACUACAGAGACAGUAAGCUCACCCGCAUCCUGCAGAAUUCCUUGGGUGGGAACGCGAAAACAGUCAUCAUUGGUACCAUCACACCUGUUGCUCUGGAUGAGACCCUCAGCACUCUGCAGUUUGCCAGCACUGCAAAGAAAAUGAAGAAUGAUCCUCAUGUGACAGAGGUGUCUGAUGACGGGGCUCUGCUCAAAAGAUACCGCAAUGAAAUUGUAGAUCUCAAGCGACGCCUUCAUGAGGUUUCUUCAGUCACACAGACCACAGCCACAGAGAAGGAGGUUCUCUCCCAGCUGCUCCAAGAAAAGGAUCAGCUCCAGAGAGAACAAGAAGACAGGAUCAAAAACCUGACUAAACUGCUGGUCACCAGCACAAACCAGGUUCCUGCUCAAAAGAUGCCAAAACGCAGGGUUACGUGGGGAGGAAAGAUGCUCAGACUUGCCCGUCCGUCUGCAUGUGAUGGUGGUUCAUCUGACCUUAGCUUUGCAGACCCUUUCACUCGGAAGAGGAAAGCCUCUAAUGUCUCUCUGAUGGAGCUGGUUGAAGAUGAUGAGGACUUCGACUCUCACUGGGAGAUUCCUGAUGAGCCUUCAGAUGAUAUGGAGAUAAGUCAGAGCUCUGUGACUGUCAGGAGCUUUGGAGACAGUCCCAAAGACUUUGUGUCUCCAGACCGUAUGCAUGAGCUUUCAGGGAAAGUGUCCAGCCUGCAGCUGCAGCUGCAAACAGAGGUCCAACAAAAACAAGAGGCCUUGGAGAAGGUGGCAAUGUUGGACCUCCGAGUUGCAGACCUGGAGAGACGGCUUGAGGAACAGAACAACACUCCAAGUAAAACUGAUGAACAGAUGGGUAAACAGUUUGCAGAGGCCAUCCAGCUGUGUGAGACACUGGCUUCAGAGAAGGACGUGGUGGAAGUCGAGCGAGACUACCUGAAGCAGGAGCUUGGGAUGUUCCUAGAGCAGAUUGAAACUCUGGAGAAAGAGAAAGCUGCUCUGUCAAAAGAGAUGGAGGAGAAGAGAGAGAUGGAUGAGUUCAAGUCUCUGGAGGAGGAGUUCAGAAAAGAGCAAGAGAUUCAGAGACUGACUGAGGAGCUCGAGAGCAUGCGAGCAGAGAGAGAUGGUCUGCUCUCUGGGAAGGAACCCAGCUGUCAGACCUCCACAGAGGAGAUGGAGAAGCUGCUGUGCAGAGUGACGUCUCUCACUGAGGAGAGAGAUCAGCUGCAGGAGAUACUGGAGGGACUGAGACAGGAGAAGCAGCAGCUCAAAGCAGAACUGGAGGACAGGAUGGAGAUGGUUGCACAAGUCCAGUGUGGGUUUAACCAGCCAGAAGGACUGGCCUCAGAACUGCACCAACAGGAUGCCCAAGUAACCCACCUUCAGCAAGAGAUAGAGCAACUACAGACAACUUUACAGGCCGUCAGUGAGCAGAAGAGCCAGCUGGAAGCUGAUCUGCAGCAUAAUACAGAGAUGGCUGCAGAGACGCAGAGCCUUCUGCAUUCACUUCAACAAGAACUCCAAGAGCAGAAUCAAAGAAACACUGACCUAGAAAGACUCAGCCAAGAGAGGCAAGCUCAACUACAACAAGAGGUUGCAGAGACUCUGAGUCUUCUACAUUCUCGUCAAGAGGAGCUUCAAGAGCAGAAGCAAAAUAACUCUGAUCAAAUGAAACUCUGUGAGCAGAAGGAAUCUGACUUAGAACAACGGACCAAGACUCUAAGUGAGCAGCUUGAGAGUGUACAAGCAGAAAGGGAUGCCCUGUUGUCUGAGAAGGAAGCCAGCUGUCAGACCUCCACAGAGGAGAUGGAGAAGCUGCUGUGCAGAGUGACGUCUCUCACUGAGGAGAGAGAUCAGCUGCAGGAGAUACUGGAGGGACUGAGACAGGAGAAGCAGCACCUCAAAGCAGAGCUGGAGGACAGGAUGGAGAUGAUGCAGUGUGAGUUACAGCAGCAGCUCAGCUCUGAGCCUCAGUCUCUGAAAGAAGAACAGGAGGCUCAACGACUUCUGCAGAACCAACAGCUAGAGGAGCAUCUGGAGAAAACUGAGGAGGUGAGCCAGCUGAAGUCUGACCUUCAGGAAAAUGUAGAACUGAUGAUUGAGGUCCAGGAGGAGCUGAGAGAGUCUCAGGAGAAGAUCAGAGUUCUAAAUGAUGAGAUCAACGUGCUGAAGAGUCAAAAGGCAGAGCUGGAGGGCAAAAUUCAGAGGCUGACUGAGGAGCUCGAGAGCAUGCGAGCAGAGAGAGACAGUCUGCUCUCUGGGAAGGAACCCAGCUGUCAGACCUCCACAGAGGAGAUGGAGAAGCUGCUGUGCAGAGUGACAUCUCUCACUGAGGAGAGAGAUCAGCUGCAGGAGAUACUGGAGGGACUGAGACAGGAGAAGCAGCAGCUCAGAGCAGAGCUGGAGGACAGGAUGGAGAUGGUUGCACAAGUCCAAUGUGGGUUUAACCAGCCAGAAGGACUGGCCUCAGAACUGCACCAACAGGAUGCCCAAGUAACCCACCUUCAGCAAGAGAUAGAGCAACUACAGGCAACUUUGCAGGCCAUCAGUGAGCAGAAGAGCCAGCUGGAAGCUGAUCUGCAGCAUAAUAUGGAGAUGGCUGCAGAGACUCAGAGCCUUUUGCAUUCACUUCAACAAGAACUCCAAGAGCAGAAUCAAAGAAACGCUGACCUAGAAAGACUCAGCCAAGAGAGGCAAGUUCAGCUAGAACAAGAGGUUGCCAGGACUCAGAGUCUUCUACAUUCUCUUGAAGAUGAGCACCAGGAGCUAAAGCAAAAUAACUCUGAUCAUAUGAAACUCUGUGAGCAGAAGGAAUCUGACUUAGAACAACAGAUAGCACAGCUGAACAUGUCUCUCCAGACUGUGACUGAGCAGAAGAGGCAGGUGGAAUAUGAUCUACAGCAGAACAUGAAUAUGGCUUCCACAACACAAGAACUUCUGAAGUCAGUCCAAGAGGAGCUGUGUGAACAGAAGCAGAUGAACUCUGAUCUGGAAAAACUGUGUCAGGAGAAGGAAAUCUCCUACGAUCAACAGGUGAGGACUCUGACAGAGAAACUGGAGAGCAUUGAGGCAGAGCGAGACAGUCUGCUCUCUGAGAAGGAAGCCAGCUGUCAGACCUCCACAGAGGAGAUGGAGAAGCUGCUGUGCAGAGUGACGUCUCUCACUGAGGAGAGAGAUCAGCUGCAGGAGGCACUGGAGGGACUGAGACAGGAGAAGCAGCAGCUCAGAGCAGAGCUGGAGGACAGGAUGGAGACGAUGCAGUGUGAGUUACAGCAGCAGCUCAGCUCUGAGCCUCAGUCGCUGAAAGAAGAACAGGAGGCUCAAACACUUCUGCAGAUCCAACAGCUGGAGGAGCAUCUGGAGAAAACUAAGGAGGAGGUGAGCCAGCUGAAGUCUGACCUUCAGGAAAAUGUAGAACUGAUGAUUGAGAACCAGGAGGAGCUGAGAGAGUCUCAGGAGAAGAUCAGAGUUCUAAAAGAUGAGAUCAACGUGCUGAAGAGUCAAAAGGCAGAGCUGGAGGGCAAAGCAAGCAAUGGGAGCGAUGCAGAUAUUUCCCUCCAGAUGCAAGAACUCCAAACUCAGAUUCAGAGGCUGACUGAGGAGCUUGAGAGCAUGCGAGCAGAGAGAGACAGUCUGCUCUCUGGGAAGGAACCCAGCUGUCAGACCUCCACAGAGGAGAUGGAGAAGCUGCUGUGCAGAGUGACGUCUCUCACUGAGGAGAGAGAUCAGCUGCAGGAGAUACUGGAGGGACUGAGACAGGAGAAGCAGCAGCUCAGAGCAGAGCUGGAGGACAGGAUGGAGACAAUGCAGACUGAGGUGAGGACUCUGACAGAGAAACUGGAGAGCAUUAAGGCAGAGAGAGACAGUCUGCUCUCUGAGAAGGAAGCCAGCUGUCAGACCUCCACAGAGGAGAUGGAGAAGCUGCUGUGCAGAGUGACGUCUCUCACUGAGGAGAGAGAUCAGCUGCAGGAGACACUGGAGGGACUGAGACAGGAGAAGCAGCAGCUCAAAGCAGAGCUGGAGGACAGGAUGGAGACAAUGCAGACUGAGAUAGCACAGCUGAACAUGUCUCUCCAGACUGUGACUGAGCAGAAGAGGCAGGUGGAAAAUGAUCUACAGCAGAACAUGAAUAUGGCUUCCACAACUCAAGAACUUCUGAAGUCAGUCCAAGAGGAGCUGUGUGAACAGAAGCAGAUGAGCUCUGAUCUGGAAAAACUGUGUCAGGAGAAGGAAAGCUCCUUCGAUCAACAGAUGAGGACUCUUACUGAAACACUGAAGAGUAUUGAGGCAGACAGAGAUGGUCUGCUCUCUGAGAAGAAAUCCAGCUGUCAGACCUCCACAGAGGAGAUGGAGAAGCUGCUGUGCAGAGUGAUGUCUCUCAGUGAGGAGAGAGAUCAGCUGCAGGAGGCACUGGAGGGACUGAGACAGGAGAAGCAGCAGCUCAGAGCGGAGCUGGAGAACAGGAUGGAGACCAUGCAGACUGAGAUAGCACAGCUGAACAUGUCUCUCCAGACUGUGACUGAGCAGAAGAGGCAGGUGGAAUAUGAUCUACAGCAGAACAUGAAUAUGGCUUCCACAACUCAACAACUUCUGAAGUCAGUCCAAGAGGAGCUGUGUGAACAGAAGCAGAUGAACUCUGAUCUGGAAAAACUGUGUCAGGAGAAGGAAAGCUCCUUCGAUCAACAAGUGAGGACUCUGACAGAGAAACUGGAGAGCAUUGAGGCAGAGCGAGACAGUCUGCUCUCUGAGAAGGAAGCCAGCUGUCAGACCUCCACAGAGGAGAUGGAGAAGCUGCUGUGCAGAGUGACGUCUCUCACUGAGGAGAGAGAUCAGCUGCAGGAGACACUGGAGGGACUGAGACAGGAGAAGCAGCAGCUCAGAGCAGAGCUGGAGGACAGGAUGGAGAUGAUUUCAGGCAUCCAGGAGAGGCUGAGCGAGCAGGAAAAUUUGAAUUCACAGCAGCAGCCAGAGAGAGGAGAACAAGAGACCAAGCUGCAACGAAGAGUGCAGCAGCUUGAGGAGCAGCUUCAAACAUACAGGGAGAGACACAGUCAUGCUGAAGCUGAAGCUGAAACCUCACAGCAGUUGCUCAGUGAAGCGAAGACAACCAUCUCUGCCCUUAAAGAGCAGCUGAGCAGUUUGGAGCAGAGCACCAGUAGAGUCAAGGAGACAGCAUCAUCACGACUGCAGGACUCUACAGGGCAGCUUCAGGAGUCCUUCAGAAAAUUCCAGCACCUUAUAGACACUUGUUCCAAGUAUAACUCCACAGCACUGGACAAGAUGCAGUGUUCCCUGAAGCAUCCUUAUCUGGCCUCUCUACCAAAACCCACCAUGAAUGCCUACAGCACUGUGUGUCAGUUGCAGCUGCAGACAACUCAGAGUCUGGGAAACAUUAUGGAGCACCUCCAGGUGCGAGCACAGGGCUACAGGAAUCUGUUUGAGGAGUUGGUGAAGAAAGAUCUGGCUGUUUUUGAGGAGAGGCGUCUGCAAGAUGUGCUGCUGUGCAGAGCACAGGCACCCUGCUACUCUGUCAGAGACGAAGACUUUCACGCACUUUGGCACCACAGACUGACGGAGCUGCUGAACAAGAGGCAGCUCUACCUGCAGAAAAUGGCCAGCAUUUCAAGUACGCUGUGUGCCAACAUGGCGUCUUAUCCCAGUGAGCUGUCCGCUGAGAUCAGACACAGGGAGAGAUUCAAGGAGCAGCUGCAGACCUUGCUUAACAAGCAGCCAUUUAGCCUCAGUGGGCUGGACAGCAUCCUGAGCAGUGAGCUGGACCACAGAUCUGCAGUGGCACACAACCGGAAGAUGAUUCUGCAGGGCAUCAUCGAUGAACAGAAUGGUCUGUUUGAAGAGCUGAAGCUGCUUGAGGCUCAGGCUGAUUUACAACUCAGAGAGGAGAGAAGUAAGAGUUCCACUCUGCUGCAGGCACUGGAGGGAGCUCCUCUGAAAACUGAGCUCUCCCUACUCAAGGACAACCAGCAACUUGUGCUUCAGCUCCAGCAAACAGAGGAGCAAGUUGAGGCUCUGCGUGUACAUAAUAAGCAGUUGGAGGAAGCUCAGAUCAAAGCCAACAACAGGGUGUCCAACCACAAACAGGCUACCCAGCUGCUGCAGACAGAGCUGCAGGACACCCGUGCACAAGUUGAGGAUAAAGACAAUGCAAUCCAAGCCCUUAGGAGCAAACUGCGAGAGUCUGAGAAAAAUGCAUCACCCAGUGCUGUUGAGCUGGAAAAACUCCGCACUAAACUGUUCAAAAUGGAGGUGGAGCUGAGUUCAGCAUCUGAUAACCACAAAAAAGAGAUCCAACAGAUGACCACACUGAUGAAUCAAAAGGAAGAAUCACUGAGGAAGCUGAAGGAGACCUUGAGGAAAUCCCAGCAGGAGGGAGAGGAGUCAUUCUUGCAAGGUGAGGACCUUCAUGCCAGACUGACCAACCCCCGAGGUCUGGUGAUCAAAUCCAGUGUUGUACUGGAGAAGACUAAACUGGAGGAGGAAGUCAAACAGCUUCAACUGAAAAUAACUGAGCUUGAAAGCUUGGUGUCCAGUCAGCAGGUAGAGAUCAACAAGUGGAAGAGCAGAGCCUUCAAGCUGAAGGUGAAGAGCAAGGCUGAGGUGGACAGGCCUCCAUCACCCUGCACUCCCACCAAAAGAGGCCUUCCCUUGACCUCAGACCCUUCCAACUUCCUCAGCUCACCCAAGAAGUUUCUGGUUACUCCCAGGAAGGUUCUUGACUCUCCCAGGAAGGUUCUUGACUCUCCCAGGAAGGUCCUGGACUCUCCCAGGAAGCUGCUGGACUCCCCAAAGGUCUCUGUGCUCGACUCCCCCAAAAGCAGAUUCUUUGAUGUGGGCGGAAGCUCCGAGGUGCUGUCCAGAACCUGUCCUAAGCAGUUCUUUGAUAACUCCAGCCUGGGAACCAUUCCAGAGGUUUUCGACGUUCCUGAUGAACCAGACACAGACAUGGAUGCAGCUGCAGGUGCAGGCAGAAAGGAUUGGUGGCCUCAGUCUCCAAAGCAAGAGGAAAUGUGUAAAACCCAGUAAAAAAAAAUCCAUGUGCAAUAUAUUUAAAUGUCUUUUGUCUUUUCAAUGUUUCGGACUUUUCUGUUUUGUUUUUAUUCCGUCAUU